AUGCCCGAGAUAGUCCAGCGGAGCUUCCUUCGCCUUUUGCAAACUGAAACCCUCACCAAGGUCGAGCUUCAAAUACCAGGGAUGCCGCUUAACGUUCUCGGCUACUGCUCGAGCACUGUAUCUACCCUCACAUUCCUUUCCGACCCAUCACCCACAAUAUCCACCCUCCCUGCUCCGCGUCGCAGAAAGACACGAGCACCAAAGAUCGAGAUCCUCAAGUUCGUCAACAGCUUCGAAAUGGACAUCAUUCUGUUGGCUCUGGUAGCCAAAGCUUCGGUGAUAGACACCAGUCGCCUUCGUGGCCUUCGUUUGGGCGCCAUCGAUUCCUUCUCUCAAGCACACAACCUUUUCAUGACAGUGUCCUCAACUACUCUGACGUCUGUAUACCGCUCGCCACGCACAUGGAAAAACGCAGGCGAGGCUAUCUUAAACGCCCCUUCUCCCAAUCGAUGUUAA
Molecule: messenger RNA, 456 nt
Organism: Coprinopsis cinerea okayama7#130
Lineage: Eukaryota; Fungi; Basidiomycota; Agaricomycetes; Agaricales; Psathyrellaceae
Exons: 1
Coding region: 1-456 (151 amino acids)
Source: RefSeq, a predicted model, not a curated record